AGAGGGAGGCAGAGACACCUUGAAAGGCUGAGUAUAAGGACAUCUACCGAGUGCCUUUUUACAUAGACAUCAGAGUGGGGGGGGGAGGGAAAAGGAACAGGAAAGGAACAGGCUUGCAACCAUAACUCAGUUGGACUUGUAUCCGAGAAGUCAGAUGCAAUGGAUUGGCUCCCUCACCGAACAGCUGCUUUUCUGUUCCUCUUAUUGGUACUCGUGGAUUUCAGCACAGGAUUUCAUGUAGAGGUGAAAGAAUGGAAUGGGAAUGGAAUGGCAAGAUGGAAAACCUUCAGAAGACAAAAACGUGAAUGGAUAAAAUUUGCUGCAGCUUGUAGAGAAGGAGAAGAUAACUCUAAAAGGAACCCAAUUGCCAGAAUUCGAUCAGACUGUGAAGAAAAUAAUCCAGUCACAUACAGCAUCUCUGGAGUUGGAAUUGAUCGUGCCCCUUAUGGAAUAUUUGUUGUUAACCCAAGAACAGGAGAAAUUAAUAUAACAUCAAUAGUGGACAGGGAAGUGACCCCAGUAUUUGUUAUACGCUGCUUUGCAAAACACUCAGUGACUGGUAUGGAUUUGGAACCACCUCUUGAACUUCGAGUCAGAGUACUGGAUAUAAAUGAUAAUCCUCCUAUAUUUGCACAAUCGGUAUUUACAGGAGCUGUUGAAGAAUGCAGUAUGGACAACACACUGGUGAUGAAAAUAAUUGCAUCAGAUGCCGAUGAACCAAAUCACUUGAACUCUAAAAUUGCCUUCAAGAUAGAGAGUCAGGAGCCUUCAGGCCAGCCAAUGUUUAUUAUGAAUAAAUAUACUGGAGAACUCCAUCUAGCAAAUUAUCUUGACAGAGAGCAACACAGUAGUUACACUUUGGUUGUGAAGGCAUCAGACCGGGAUGGAGCAGCAGAUGGAAUUUCAUCCCUUUGUAACUGUCAUGUGAAAGUUAUUGAUGUCAAUGACAACUUCCCAACUCUUGCUCAAAGCUCCUUUUCAGCAAGUAUUUCAGAAAACUCACUCAGUUCAGAAAUUCUACGAAUACAAGCUCUGGAUGCUGAUGAAGAGUUUAGUGACAAUUGGUUGGCAGAAUUUUUCUUUAUAUCUGGUAAUGAAGAUAACUACUUUGAAAUUGUUACAGAUCCAGCUACAAAUCAAGGAAUCCUCAGAGUAAUAAAGGAACUGAAUUAUGAACAUAUCCCAACUCACUCACUGAGCAUUGGUGUCAGGAACAAAGCUGAAUUCCACCAUUCUGUUAUAUCUCAAUAUCAAGUGUUUGGAACACCCCUCACAAUAGAAGUAAAAAAUGUGAUUGAACCACCAAGAUUUAACCCAUCAGCAAUUAUCUUAUCUGUACCACAAAGAACAAGGGUGAAUUAUGUUGUGGGAACAUACACAGCCUUCGAUGAGGACACAGGCACUACUGCAAAUAAUGUUAUAUACACUAUAGGACGUGAUCCAGGUGCCUGGUUCAAAAUCAAUAAAAACACUGGGGAAAUCACACUGAGCAAAGUUAUUGACUGGGAAUCCUCCUAUGUAAUGAAUGGGCAGUACACAGCAGAAGUUCUGGCUGUUACCAAAGGGACUCCUCGAUAUACUGCUACUGGAACCAUUGUACUUACAAUGCAAGACACCAGAGACAAUUGUCCAGCUAUUAAUACAGAAUUAAGGAAAGUGUGUAUGCAUUCCCCAUCUGUGAUUAUCACAGCAAAGAGCAUAAAUGAUCAAUACGCCCUCCCCUUUACAUUCAGCAUACAUGGUGAACCUCAAACCACAUGGAUUAUCAGAUCAAUAAAUGCUUCCUCUGCAGAAUUAGUAAAUCAGAACAUGGACUUUUACCUUUACAAGAUCUCUAUCAGAGUAAGAGAUAGCCAAGGUCGAACUUGCUUACAGCCAUAUGUGAUUCCUCUGCAAGCUUGUCGAUGUGACAGUCGCAACUACUGCAGCAGUGGGGCCACAAAAAUAGUUAUCAUUGGUGGUGGUGGUGCUGGUGGAGGUGGUGCUGGUGGUGGUGGAGCUGGUGGUGGAGCUGGUGGUGCUGGUGGUGCUGGUGGAGGUGGUACUGGUGGUGCUGGUGGUGGUGGUGCUGGUGGUGAUGGAAGCCAGACUGGUGGAGGAACCGGACAAGACUAUGUUGGGACUGGGUAUGAAGGAGGUGGCGGCAGUGACUCCAGCACAGACUCGGGUACUUACACUGGUGGAGAAUUUGGAAAUUACGAUAGUUAUACUGGAACCAGUGAUUACGGCAGAAAUGAAUAUCCUGGUGGAUACGCCCUACCUGCUUCUACCACACUUAGUGGUUCUGCCAUUGGCCUGAUGUUUCUCGGUGGAUUAAUAUUUGUUUUGAUUCCAAUUUUGAUGUCAAUGAGUGAUUGUUGUGGCUGUGGACCUGGAGCUGCAGCUGGAGUUGGAACUGGAUUUGAACCUGUACCUGAAUGCACAGAAGGGGCAAUUCAUCCAUGGGGAAUAGAAGGUGCACAGCCUGAAGAUAGGGAUGUCUCACACAUUCUCGCCCCAACAACAGCUGCUGGAGGUGAUUUUGGUGAACCCUCUGAUAUAUAUACAAAUACAUAUGGAGGAGGAGGAGUAGUGGCAUCUGGUGUGGAAGAAACAACAGGAGUUGGUUAUGGUACUGGUACUGGUUACGGAACAGCUGGAGGAAUUUCUGGAACUGGGGAAGCAAAAGGGUCAGUUGGAGGAACAAUAAAAGAAUAUCGAGAAGGAGGGGUGAACAUGGCCUUCCUAGACAACUACUUCUCUGAGAAAGCAUUUGUGUAUGCAGAUGAAGAUGAAGGUCGGCCAGCAAAUGACUGCCUAUUAAUAUAUGAUCAUGAAGGAAUAGGUACUCCUGUUGGCUCUGUUGGGUGCUGCAGCUUUAUUGGUGAAGAUACAGAUGAAACAUACUUGGAAACUUUAGGACCAAAAUUUAAGACUUUGGCAGAGAUCUGUCUGGGCAAGGAGAUUGAGCCAUUCCCCGAUGCCAACCCACCUUGGCCAGGCAUUAAUGUCACCUUUCCCAACUCUGAAUGUGACCUAAACCUCCCACCACCUGGAACCACAAUCCUCGUCAACGGAUCUGCACCUAUGGCUCCUCCAGUCGGCACUACCACGGUUGUUACCGAAAACACCUAUACAUCUGCAUCUACCGUACAGCCCCCACGGCCAAUGCCUGAUCCUUUGCUCCACGGCAAUGUGACGGUGACAGAGACCUACGCCUCCGGUUCUCCUUCUCUUUGUGUUGACCCACUGCGUGCAUCCAAUGUUGUUGUAACAGAAAGGGUUGUUGGUCCUGCAUCUGCCUCUGAUUUGCGUGGCAUGCUAGAUAUCCCUGAUCUUGCAGAUGGGUCCAACGUAAUCGUCACAGAAAGAGUCAUUGCGCCUAACUCCCGGCUCCCAGCAUCUCUGAGCAUUCCUGAUUUGGUAGAUGGGUCAAACGUGGUAGUGACAGAAAGGGUGUUCAGGCCUGCCUCUGGGAUGCCAGGCAGCUUAAUAAAUAUUCCCUCAGAGUUAUCCAAUGCCCACAAUGUGGUGGUCACUGAGAGGGUAGUGUCAGGGUCUGGGAUGAGCAACCUGGCAGGAGGAGGACUAGGAGGGGCCAGCCUGGGUGGACUGAGCAGCACGGGCCAAAUGCUCAAUGCUGACUGUCACCUUGGUCAGGCAAUGGGCACAGCAUCCCCUGGCACCUCCCGGAGAAGAGUGACAAAGUACAGCACCGUGCAAUACUCCAGCCAGUAAGGUUCCUGUCAGCGCACCUCCCCAGUGAAACUUGCACCAACACUUAUUAGCUGCCACCCACCAAGAAUAUUGUCAUUAUUUAUAACUAGCACACAGCACUGAAAUUACAGGGAUUCCUCCUUGAGUAAGGAUCUCAGAAGGAUGCCCUGUUACAAGAUCAAAAACUUUGUCAGUGAAGGGAAGUUGAGGUUAGCUCUAAAUUUUGCUUUCUCUCUCCACAGAGCAGUAAGUGUGUCCAAACAGACACUAAUGUUUUUGGAGAGAGAUCUGAUUACUAAGAAGAUCAGUGAGAGGGGAUCUUUGAGUGCAUGCAGUAUCAGCAUGAACUAAUGUAACGUGGAAGAGUGUUAAAAUACUAUACUGCUAAGUGAUCUCCCACAGCAAGCAGAUUUAGGUUGGUUUCUCCUUACUGGCAAGAUAGAAAAGGAAAGCAAUUAAUAAUUAGUCAAUACAAGACUAAAUAAGCACUUUCAAAUGUAUCACUUUACUUUUCAUGUAAUUCCAGGUGCGCUGCAAAAUGGCACUUUGAGUCAUUUCUCUUAUCACCAGCAAAAGUUAAAUGUAAUGAUCAUAUAAAUGCAAUAAUUUUUCACAGCUUACUAAAGUUCUCAGUGAAACUCACACUCUUUCAUGACCUUUUAUGUUGUAAAUAUUCAUGACCAUGAGGGUGGCCAAGAAUUUGCUGCAGCUGGAGCUGCAACAUUGAUGCUGUCAACAAGAAGUUGCUGGCUUCCUCUUUUUGCGAAUACUAUUACAGCUUUACUUAAAUCUAGAAGGACUUUGUUGAUAAACAGGAGCAUUUAGUUGGAUUUUUGUGCCAAACUAUGACUACCAUUUAAGUCUCCAACACAAUGUUAUUUUACGAGGACUAUAACAUAACAUGCCAGUUCUCUUUUCAAAUACUGCCAAGAAAACAAAGUCAUACAAGCUCUGUGAUGUGGGGAGGCAAUAGCAAGUAUUAUAAUACUGAUAGUGGUAGCUGAAGAUCUUCGUGAAAAUGAAAAAAAAAAAAACCUUGGGAACAACAUAAAUGUGCAAAUAUGCAAUGUGGAGAAUUAUUAUUUCAUGUGUCAAUGUAUUUUGCAUUGAUAUUUUAAAAGUUUAUUUGAAUGUAUUAAUUGAAAAAGUCUUUUUGAUUCUAUAAUCUUAAUUAAAUCCGGCUUUUAUUUUCCCACAAAAACAGCUCUACUGGACUCUGUUAUUCUAGUAAUACUUUAAUAUACUUCACAAUAUGAUCUGAAGGAGCAAAAUACUGAAAUAUAGUAUCUAUCUCAUCUUAUUUGUGUAUCAUAUGUAUAGUAAGCAUAGUGUAAGCAACAUUGCUUCAGUGUAAAUACAUCAGAGUUAUAUGGAGGGAUUGGCUUGUUUUGCUAGAUCACCAGAUCAGUGCUUUUCCUCAAAUUUUGCUACUUCAGCUUUGAUGGACUGGUUAGUGAAAAGCUGAAGAGUGGUCUGUAAACUUCCCACUCAACAAAAAGAAGAAAUUUUCAUAUCCAGAUUAACCCAUCUCAGAACUGGAUGACAAGUUUCUGAGUUUCAUUUCAGGAGCAAACUAUUUAAACGAUGCUUUCAGAAAUGCAACCAGAUCUGCUCUCAAAGACAAGAUGCAGAGUCAGUGCUACAGCCAUUGACACCAGUGCUCCCCAGGAGCCACUGCCAAAUCCAAGGCUACCUUGAGAAAGAGUUCUUCCAGUACUUCAAGCUUUUCCUGGAAGAAACUGAGCAUGUUAAAUGCUCUCUUCUUUGUAUCUGAAGUAAUGUUACUUUCUGUAAUGUUACAUCCUGUAGCCUUGAUUAUCACUAAAAUUAUGUUGACUUCAGUGGAAUUAUUCUCUUUUAUAUGUUAGUAACUACUGCAAGAAUGGUUUCUGGAAGCAUUCUUUAAGGAAGGAAAAUACUAAUAUAUAAAGUUGUAUGUUUUUAUAUGUAUGUUUCGAGAUCUGGAUAUUACAUACUAAAAUUCACUAAAAUGCUGAAAAGAUCCAUUUUGUUUCACUAAAUGCCUAUUUACAUUAAAAAAUAAACAAAAACACAAGUAUUUCCAAUAUCUAGGGCACUCUGUACAUUUAGAAAGCCUAUGCUAUAUAGCCAAAGCCCAUUAGAAAUAUUUUUUAUGUAAAAAAAUAUUUUUGUAAAUAUUUCCAAAAUCAUGAUAUUCAAAUAAGAAAUAUAUUUCCUAGCUGUGUUCCAAGGUUAUAAAUUCAGAUUCCAGGAGCAGAUGCUGAAUCCUUUGUAGCUCCUUAACAAUAAUGCUAUGUGAGGUUUGGAUGUGCAAACUAACUCUGAUUGCUUGCAUGUUUAGAAGUAGAAUGGGGAAGAACAAAUAGCAAAAAAAAAAAACUUUUCUUAAAGCACAGCUUUUGGUUAUGUAGUGGUUCUCUAUUUACUAGCACUGUCUUUUCCCAACUUUUUAAAAGAUUGUUAGAUUGUUAUUUAAUAAAAUUCUCAGAAAAAAAAAUCUUACUUUUUUCAUAUUUUCAUGACUGGCAAUGAAACAGCAAUCACAUAAUACCACCGUGCAUUUCUGAAUAUUAAUUUCUAUUGCUGCAUAUUUUUUACAGACUUUCUUACAACUAUUUUCUUGGUAAGGCUUUGAAAUGUUGAGUUUACUACAAACUGUGGAAACAGUGUAUCAAAGAUGUGAACAAAUACGCUGUUCAUUAAUAUUCAGCGCAAAUUCUUUUUCUAGCUUUAUUACUAAAAAACAGCAUAUAGACUUUUUCUGACUAACUGAUAAUAAUUUUACUUCUUUUUCUUCAACUGCAACUUAGAAGCCUGUUUGCUGCCUGGCUUUAAUCCUGUUGUUUAAUAAAGAAAUAUGAGUGGAUUUCAGGAAAGAAAAAUAACAUAUAAUAGUGAUUUCAACCGUGCUAAAAGCCAUUCAGCAAAACACUCCAAUAAAGUAUCAGCAGCAUGCCACAACAAGUCUAUAGCUUCUUUACUUGGAUUUUGUAGAGCAGGAUCCUACAGUCUUCCAGAGGCUCACUGAGACCUUGGCAGCACAAAAAGCAUAUGACAGAGGAAGCAAAUAGUGCCACAAGCUGGGGAUCUCAGUAGACUAUUGUCUUGAGAACACUCUCUCAAUCAAAACUGUCAGGUUUGAUUCCUUUGGCUCUACUCUGAUUUUGUGGUAAUAAAUAACAUAUUCAAGCUGCUGUGAGCAGCAUAUUGUACUACUUGCAAGACGAAAAGACCACUAAAUCUAAGCAAAAAUCCAAAAGUGCCUACAAUUUUGCUGGAAUUAAUACAACUGCGUAGUUCAAAUAUUCUUUCCUAGUGAGUAACCAAAUGCAUUUUCAUUCUAUUUAAAGUACAAGUAAUAGUGCAGUGUAAUUGUGUUUUCAUAAAUAAAAAUACUAGAGUUUCGCUUGUAAAAAUUUCUGAAUGACUGAAAAAAUCCAAUAAAGGAUCGUUUGAAACAUCA
Molecule: messenger RNA, 7141 nt
Organism: Gallus gallus (chicken)
Lineage: Eukaryota; Metazoa; Chordata; Aves; Galliformes; Phasianidae
Gene: DSG4
Product: desmoglein 4
Exons: 16
Coding region: 160-3717 (1185 amino acids)
Biological process (GO): homophilic cell-cell adhesion
Cellular component (GO): desmosome; plasma membrane
Molecular function (GO): calcium ion binding
Source: RefSeq, a predicted model, not a curated record